CCCAGCCAGGAGCGUGGCGCGGCCGAGACAGUUCAGUUGGGUGGACUCAGGGCGCCAGGUGAGCGCUGCUUCCCGUCUUUCGCCUGCUCCAGCGGUGGGUUCGGCUGGACGAGAGAAUAUGGAUUUUGCCAUGAGAAGAUGGUUCUGCCUACCACUGGGGUGCAUGGUGCUGAUCCAUCUGAUUAAUGCAGAUUUUGAAUUUCAAAAGGCAGUGCUUGCCAGCAUCAGCCCAGGGAUCACGGAAGACAUUGACCACCAGUGCUGGGAAGCUUGCUCUUUGACGCUGAUAGAUCUCAAGGAACUCAAGAUAGAGCAUGAUGUGGAUGCUUUCUGGAAUUUCAUGUCAUUCUUGCAAAAAUCCCAGCGGCCGAGACAGUAUAAUGUUUUCUUAAGCAUAGCUCAGGAUUUCUGGAACAUGUAUGUAGACUGCUUGCUUUCCAGAUCUCAUGGGAUGGGCAGAAGACGGGCGAUGGCUCCCAAGUAUGAUUUUCCACAGAAGAUAACAGGAGGUAAUUUAAAUGUAUGCUUAAGAGAAUAG
Phyllostomus hastatus (greater spear-nosed bat) is the source of this 538-nucleotide messenger RNA. It is a transcript of the gene FAM237B, whose product is annotated as family with sequence similarity 237 member B. The coding region runs from base 119 to 538 and encodes 139 amino acids. Lineage: Eukaryota; Metazoa; Chordata; Mammalia; Chiroptera; Phyllostomidae. The transcript has 2 exons. The record is from RefSeq and is a predicted model, not a curated record.